Messenger RNA from Ilex paraguariensis (yerba mate), 741 nucleotides. The record is from the annotation of a GenBank genome assembly. NCBI's taxonomy places the organism in Eukaryota, Viridiplantae, Streptophyta, Magnoliopsida, Aquifoliales, Aquifoliaceae.
AUGGAUUUUUUUCAUUGUACUCCAUUAUAUGAUGAAAUUGAAUGGGAUCCAGGACUUACAAUUUUGCAAGUCGGUACCAAAAUUAAUAAAGCUCAAGAUGCUAUUCCUGUUCCUCCAAAUGAGACAAAUCCUGCCAGUAAAAAUCUGCAAAAAAUGGUACCAAUUCCCCAACCACCCACCUUAGAAGGUAGCUCAGUGCCCGAAUUUAAAGUUAUUGCUAGUGAAAAUCUGUUGGCACCAAAGUUGUACCCCAUAAUAACAGCCACAAAAAAUAGCCCUGAACAUGAAGCUCAGGAUAUGGGACUAGUUUCAAAUGAACGAAAUGCUGUUGUGGCAAAUUUGCUCAUGCCAAAGCCAAUCUCAGCACAAUCAGCCUUGCCAGGACUUACAAUUUUGCAAGUCGGUACCAAAAUUAAUAAAGCUCAAGAUGCUAUUCCUGUUCCUCCAAAUGAGACAAAUCCUGCCAGUAAAAAUCUGCAAAAAAUGGUACCAAUUCCCCAACCACCCACCUUAGAAGGUAGCUCAGUGCCCGAAUUUAAAGUUAUUGCUAGUGAAAAUCUGUUGGCACCAAAGUUGUACCCCAUAAUAACAGCCACAAAAAAUAGCCCUGAACAUGAAGCUCAGGAUAUGGGACUAGUUUCAAAUGAACGAAAUGCUGUUGUGGCAAAUUUGCUCAUGCCAAAGCCAAUCUCAGCACAAUCAGCCUUGCCAGGUUGCCACCACCUUGAAGCUGAAAAAUGA